Messenger RNA from Diabrotica balteata, 4862 nucleotides. Lineage: Eukaryota; Metazoa; Arthropoda; Insecta; Coleoptera; Chrysomelidae. The record is from the annotation of a GenBank genome assembly.
AAAAAGAAUGGAAUCCAGUGUAUAUUGUAUUGUAAAGAUGGUGUUUUUGUAUGUUAUUUGAUAAAAACUUGCAUUAAAACAUGCAAGACCAUUGUGAAAAUGAAAAAGAAGAUGGCAGUGCACCACCAUCAGAAAUCAUUUGUGCUGGGUGCCUCAAUGCAGUUGAUGAUGAAGAAUUUGUGUCAGCUCUUGGUCAAGAGUGGCAUAUGGAGUGUUUCAGGUGCUCUGCUUGUGAUGCCUCAUUAUCAAACUGGUAUUUCGAGAAGGAUGGUUUACUGUUUUGUAAAGAUGAUUACUGGGCCAGAUAUGGAGAAUCUUGUCAGCAGUGUAGCCAGAUUAUCACAGGUCCCGUUAUGGUAGCAGGAGAACAUAAGUUCCAUCCUGAGUGCUUCUGCUGUGGCUCAUGUAGUGCUUUUAUUGGAGAUGGGGAUUCCUACGCUCUUGUUGAACGAUCAAAAUUAUAUUGCGGCCAAUGUUACAAACGUCAGAUGCAACCACUGCAGAAAACCGCAGGGUUUCCGUUUGCCAGAAAACCACAUUCUAUUAGGCUAGUGGAGAUUCCAGGUGGUCAAAAAGGUAUAAAAUUGUCCAAAAAUGCCUUGCAUCCCGACUGUAAUACACAAUGUUUCACAAUAUCUGAGUUUUUAUGGAAAAUACAUGGAAAGUUGCUCCAAGUGGCUUUCACAUUUCUAACAUCCGCUUUUAACAUAUGCUGCUAUUUUUUACCCCCUUAUAGGUUGGACGUCAACAACGAUUUGAUGUCGUUGCAUAUUGGUGAUAAAAUAUUAGAAAUAAAUGGUAUGCCAGUUAAAGAUACCUCGUUGGAAAACGUAGAAAACCUAUUGAGAUAUUCAGACACAGUAUUGCAGUUAACCAUAGAACACGAUCCAGAAACCAUAUCUCGAAAUCUCGCCAAAUUUACCGCAUUAAGACAUUCCAACAUACCUCUAACUACAACCGCCAGUGACACCAACAUUCCCAGUAUAAAAAGCGUUCCAGAUAAUGUUAUAUGUUCCGGAUCGACUGAUUCCCUCAACGGAGAUCAUAAAUCGGACUUUUUUAACAUUCCGACGAUUCAGCAACCAUGCGAAACCCUUGACAAACCGAACAACAACGGGAUCAACAAAGAAAGACUGUUUAAAAGGAAAGAUGAAGGUUAUAUGAGCGGGACGAGGUCCAGGCAAUUGAGGAGGAAGAAUAACUUGUCGGAUAACCAAUGUUUGGAUAAGGAAAGGAGCUCGUCGCUGAGCAGGCUUUUGGAUGAAUCUCCAAAUUCUAAAAGAUGUUUAGAAUUGUCACGUGCCUACUCAUUUUUGGAGCCUAGACCUCAACAGCGAGUAUUCCGAGCGUCAGAUUUGGUUAAAGGAGAACUUCUAGGACAAGGGUUCUUCGGUCAAGUGUACAAAGUAACUACCAGAGAUACCGAGGAGGUGAUGGUGCUGAAGGAGUUGUACAGGGUGGAUGAAGAGGCUCAAAAGAAUUUCCUUAAAGAGGUUGCAGUAUUAAGAAGUCUUAACCACAACAACGUCCUUCGUUUUAUCGGCGUCUUAUACAAAGAAAAACGUCUUCAUUUAGUGACUGAGUACAUUUCUGGAGGAACCCUGACAGAAUUGUUGCACGAUUCCUGCCAACCUCUCCCAUGGGAACAAAGAGUGUCCUUCGCCAAAGAUAUAGCUUCCGGAAUGGCCUAUCUGCAUUCCAUGAAUAUUAUUCAUAGAGAUCUCAAUUCUCACAACUGUCUAGUUAGAGACGACAAAACUGUGAUUGUAGCCGAUUUCGGUCUUGCCAGAAUCAUUUCACAUGCAACGAACAGUACGAGAAAGGUGUCUCCGAAGAAUCCGACGGGAUGUAAACGACAGGAACGCAAAAAAACGGUACACGGUGGUAGGAAAUCCUUACUGGAUGGCUCCAGAAAUGAUGAAAGGAAACAAAUACGACGAAAAGGUCGACAUCUUUAGUUUUGGAAUUAUUUUGUGUGAAAUUAUAGGAAGAAUCCAAGCCGAUCCAGACUUUAUGCCGAGAUCGAAUGAUUUCGGUUUGAACCAAAUGGCCUUCAAGGAAAAAUUUUGUUCAUCCUGUCCUGAACCUUUUUACAAAAUUGCAUUUUUGAGUACGGACAUUAAUCCCGAUAAAAGGCCGCCUUUCGAAGUAAUGGAGGUGUGGCUCGAAUCUCUUUCGAUGCAUUUGUCCGUGGGCAUGGCUCUGCCUCCCGACCUCCUCUUCGACAUCCAGCAUUACCGAGGGUUGAGUCCUAGCUCUUCCGGAAGCACCACUCCCGAGGGCAUACCGUCCGGCCACCGCAGCCCUGCUCUAGAACCCAUCUGCGAAGGAAAAAUGGCCAAUACGAAGAGGAGCUCCGAGAAAAUUUUCUCCGAUUGUAAAGGCGUUGACAAGAGUAGAAGUUCCGAGAGAAUCUGUGGUGAAGUGAGACUGGGAGAUGGUACUAGUAAAAGUAAGAGUUCGGAGAAGAUCUAUAAGAGUAGCGAAAACUUGAAGCCUAUUAUAAAAGUGUCCUCUGCGGAAAAUAUCAAGCCUGUGAUCAAAGUGUCUAGUUGCGAAGGAUUAGCAGAAAAAUCUCGCGAUACCGUGGACUUCUUGUCAAAACCUCCAGAGAACCUAAUUCUGUCCGACUUGGAGAAGGAUUUCCCAAACUACGAGAACAUAGAUUUCCUCAAAAACGACGUUGCCUACUUGGGAGACCAUGAAAAACACAUAGCCAUACAAAAACUCGAAUCCGAACCCAUAAAAUGUGAUAAAACUAUCAGCCCUACUACCGAUAAUAAUCUGAGAGAAAACGUAUCUCCCCACCUGCGGAAAAUUCCGAAAAACUUCACCAGAAAUCGCUUGGUGAAGGAAAUGAAGGAAAAUCAAGCUAGAGAAGAUAAGAUCAAGUUAAAAAGUUUCGAUGCUGACCACAAUAUCAAAGUUUCUAAUCUAAAUUUGAACAGCAUUGGCUUGAAAACUAGCCAACCGUCGCAGGUUACUGAAAAAUUCGUCAGUAACUUGAAAAAUGUAAAUUUAAAAGAAAAUCCAACGUUUCAGCGGUCUAUAAGUGAGACCAGCCCAAGUCCUGAAAGAAGACAUGAGUUUAGGUCGAGUUUAAGCCGCCGGAGGUAUACUAAAGACUCUGAUAACUCCAAUUUUCUGAAAAGAACUCCAAUUUUGAAAAGACGUUCACCCGCUAAAGCUGAUAACUUAAUUUCUGAUAAUCCGGCGUCUCCAGACCGAAUAGAGUCAUUAGAAAAAACUUCCCUUAAUCUAGAAUGUAAAGACAAAUCCUUGAACGUGCUCGACAAACCUUCCUUAUUAUCAAAACUGACUCCCAGCCUCCAAAGACGAACAGGUUUCCUAAAUUUAGAAGAUUCCUCGGGAAACGUUAGUAAAAAACCUUUUUUAGUCGCAGCAUCUUCCGGUAGUAUAGUAAGAAAUAUGGUAGAUAGUCUGAACAGGAAAGGUGGCUUGGGAUUCGGGAACAGAACCAGUUUCGGCAGAUGCUCUCUAAAUUUAUCCGGAUCUUCUAAAGUUAAUCUCAAGAAAGUGGGAAGGAGCCCCAGCCCUCCCGAGGAGUACACAGUGCUGUGAUUGGGUAUAUUUUUUCUUAGAAUAGUAAUCGAAUAUUAUUGCGGAUUUUUGUGUUGAUGGCUGUGCCAGUUGGGAAGUUUGAAAUGAAAUUUUCACUUUUUCAUGUGUCAAAUUAUAGUAUCUUUCAAGAUAUGCAAUAUAUAUAUAUAUAUAUAUAUAUAUAUAUAUAUAUUAUAUAUAUAUAUAUAUAUAUAUAUAUAUACCUAUACUGAGACAAUCACUUUAAACAUAAUAUAGAGGGACAGGCUUGUCUAUUUAAGUCGCCAAUCAAAUCGUGCUAGUUCCUUUGUAUUAGAACUCACUCUAGUAAAGUAUUUAUUUGUUCUUAUUAUCUCUCUAUCUAAUAUUUCUUCUCCACUCUGUUGAAGCAACGCCGUGUGUGCGUUUUAUUGCAAACGUAAAAAUUGUUGCAACACUUAAUCUUUGUUCUUGUUGGCUGAAUAGCUUAGUUUCACUGACAGAUUCGCUUUAAAGUGAGUGGUUUACUAGAAUCAUUGGCUUAGCCUCCUACUAUCCAUAUUAAUAUAUAGAAAAAUGCAGUAAUAUAUUUUGUAAAUUUGCGAAUGAAUCGAGUCAGUCGAUGGAUGAGUAAAUGGUGUGAUGAGAUAGGACCUCGCGACACAGUGACGCUCAUUCACUGAUCCCCACUCGGGAGUACUUACGGCAAGUGAUGAUUUUCGAGGUAUCGUUGUUAUAAUGAUGAUUGGGCACAUUGCUCGCUGUUUUUUGCUGGUCAUUGAUCCAUUAGCGCCAAUAGCGGAAGAAUAUGUAACGCGGAUUAAUUUGACGAAACUAGCAGAGACGGUUUUGUAAAGAUUUACGUCAGAUCUCCAUGUUUUGUGUAUCUUAAUCCACUUAUCGUUUUUGUUGUUUUAAUCUGGACGUAUUACGAUCUCAAUAGCUUCUCGUGCUAUUCGAGUUUUAAAAAAUGAAGAAUGAGAGGUAUAGAGUUAGGAUUUUUAAACACUACUUUAAGACAUGCAUAUAGUGAUGCCGUGGUAUGGAGAAAAGUGACAAAACAUCGUCUUGGUCGGGUCUUGUCUGAAAACAUUGCAUUUUUUAAUAGUUGUACAUUACUAGACUCAGUUCUGCUUGAUAAAAGAUUGCUUGAUUAACCGUUUCUUGAAAAAUACUAUAAUCCUACCGGUAAAAUUUUAAUAAAAUGUCCAAAAUUCUAAGGUUUACUAGUUGUUUCGAUACUUUUUUACUUUGUUGACGUUAAAAAAAAAACGUAUAUAGCGAUCUAGGACUCAAAUAAAUAAUAAAGUAAUGCGAUUUAU